CCGCGCCAGCUGCGCUGUCCAGGGGAGGGAAGGGAGUUCUAGGCGCGAGCCGGGACCUGCAGCCACAACUUCUCGCCGGUCCUCUCCUUCCCCUCUGUCCCCCUACCCGUCCCCUUCUCCAUCCUCUGGCCCCUACCUUCUUUAAGGCGUCAGUCCCCCAGGACGCACUGGGAAGGAGUCCUCCCGCAGGUUUCGAAGAGAACUAGGUGGCAACUUGCCUCCUGGUGAGGGCGUCCCUGCCCGCACCGCCUCAAGAUGUUCAGGGGUCCGGGGCUCGGGCUCCAGCUGCUGCUGGUCGUCUUGUCCCUGGGGACAGAGGUGUCCGCCUGGAGGGGCAAGAGACAGGCUCAGCAAAUCAUUCAGCCCCAGUCCCCGGUGCCUGUCAGCCAAAACAAGCCUGGUUGUUUUGACAAUGGGAAUCACUAUCAGAUAAACCAACAAUGGGAACGCACAUACCUGGGCAAUACCUUGGUUUGUACCUGUUAUGGAGGGAGCCGAGGCUUUAACUGCGAGAGUAAACCUGAACCCGAAGAGACUUGCUUUGACAAGUACACUGGGAACACUUACCGGGUAGGGGACACUUACGAGCGCCCUAAGGACUCCAUGAUCUGGGACUGUACCUGCAUCGGGGCUGGGCGAAGAAGAAUAAGCUGUACCAUUGCAAACCGCUGCCAUGAAGGGGGUCAGUCCUACAAGAUCGGCGACACCUGGAGGAGGCCACAUGAGACUGGUGGUUACAUGCUAGAGUGUGUGUGUCUUGGUAACGGGAAAGGAGAAUGGACCUGCAAGCCCAUAGCUGAGAAGUGCUUUGACCAUGCUGCUGGGAUCUCCUAUGUUGUCGGGGAAACCUGGGAAAAGCCCUACCAAGGCUGGAUGAUGGUGGACUGCACUUGUCUGGGAGAAGGCAGUGGGCGCAUCACCUGUACCUCUAGAAACAGAUGCAACGACCAGGACACGAGGACGUCCUACAGGAUCGGAGACACCUGGAGCAAGAAGGACAAUCGGGGGAACCAGCUGCAGUGCAUCUGCACGGGCAACGGCAGAGGGGAAUGGAAGUGUGAACGGCACGCGUCCGUGCAGACCACCUCCACCAGAUCUGGCACUGUCACAGGUGUUCAAACGGCCGUUUUCCAGCCUCAGACUAACUCCCAGUCUGUUCCAUACGGUCACUGCAUCACAGACAGUGGUGUGAUUUACUCGGUGGGGAUGCAGUGGCUGAAGACACAAGGCAAUAAACAGAUGCUUUGCACUUGCCUGGGCAAUGGAGUCAGCUGCCAAGAGACAGCUGUAAUGCAAACUUACGGUGGCAAUUCGAACGGGGAGCCAUGUGUCUUGCCAUUCACCUACAACGGCAGGACUUUCUACUCCUGCACCAGCGAAGGGCGACAGGAUGGCCAUCUCUGGUGCAGCACGACGUCCAAUUAUGAACAAGACCAGAAAUAUUCUUUCUGUACAGACCAUACUGUGUUGAUUCAAACUCGAGGUGGAAAUUCCAAUGGCGCCUUGUGCCACUUCCCCUUCCUAUUCAACAACCACAACUACACUGACUGUACUUCUGAGGGCAGGAGAGACAACAUGAAAUGGUGCGGAACCACGCAGAACUAUGACGCCGACCAGAAGUUUGGGUUCUGCCCCAUGGCUGCCCAUGAAGAAAUCUGUACAACCAAAGAAGGGGUCAUGUAUCGCAUUGGAGACCAGUGGGAUAAACAGCAUGACAUGGGCCACAUGAUGAGGUGCACAUGUGUGGGGAAUGGCCGUGGGGAAUGGACCUGUGUCGCCUACUCCCGGCUCCGAGAUCAGUGCAUUGUCGAUGACAUUACUUACAAUGUGAACGACACAUUUCACAAGCGCCAUGAAGAGGGACACAUGCUGAAUUGUACCUGCUUCGGCCAGGGCCGGGGUAGAUGGAAGUGCGAUCCCAUUGACCAAUGCCAAGAUUCAGAGACUCGAACGUUUUAUCAAAUUGGAGACUCCUGGGAGAAGUACGUGCAUGGCGUCAGGUACCAGUGCUACUGCUAUGGCCGUGGCAUUGGGGAGUGGCACUGCCAGCCCUUACAGACCUAUCCAGGCACCUCCGGUCCCGUCCAAGUCUUCAUCACGGAGACCCCCGGCCACCCCAACUCUCACCCCAUCCAGUGGAACGCACCAGAGCCCUCCCACAUUACCAAGUACAUCCUCAGGUGGAAGCCUAAAAACUCGCCCAAUUGGAAGGAAGCCACCAUUCCAGGCCACUUAAACUCAUAUACCAUUAAGGGCCUGAGGCCAAAUGUGGUGUAUGAGGGGCAGCUCAUAAGUGUCCAGCAGUAUGGCCACAAAGAGGUGACCCGCUUCGACUUCACCACCACCAGCACGAACCCAGCAGUGAGCAGCAACACAGUAAUGGGAGAGACAACACCCUAUUCUCCUGUGGUGGCCACUUCUGAAUCUGUGACUGAGAUCACGGCCAGUAGCUUUGUGGUCUCCUGGGUCUCCGCCUCGGACACGGUGUCAGGAUUCCGUGUGGAGUAUGAGCUGAGCGAAGAAGGGGAUGAGCCUCAGUACCUCGAUCUUCCAAGCACAGCCACUUCUGUGAACAUUCCUGACCUGCUGCCUGGCCGAAAAUACAUCGUAAAUGUCUACCAGAUAUCUGAAGAAGGGGAGCGGAGCCUGAUCCUGUCCACUUCUCAGACAACAGCACCCGAUGCCCCUCCUAAUCCUACUGUGGGCCAAGUUGAUGACACCUCAAUAGUUGUCCACUGGAGCCGACCCCAGGCCCCCAUCACAGGAUACAGAAUUGUGUACUCACCAUCAGUCGAAGGGAGUAGCACAGAGCUCAACCUUCCCGAAACUGCCAACUCUGUCACCCUCAGCGACCUGCAACCCGGUGUUCAGUAUAACAUCACUAUCUACGCAGUGGAAGAGAACCAAGAAAGCACUCCUGUUUUCAUCCAGCAGGAAACCACCGGUGUCCCUCGUCCAGAUAAAGUCCCCCCUCCCCGGGACCUGCAGUUUGUGGAAGUGACAGAUGUGAAGAUCACCAUCAUGUGGACAGCCCCGGAGAGUGCCGUGACCGGUUACCGCGUGGACGUGAUCCCUGUCAACCUGCCCGGAGAGCACGGGCAGCGGCUGCCCAUCAGCAGGAACAACUUUGCGGAAGUCUUGGGGCUGUCCCCGGGGGUCACUUACCACUUCAAGGUCUUUGCCGUGAACCAGGGGAGGGAGAGCAGACCUCUAGUAGGAGAACAGACCACCAAAUUGGAUGCUCCCACAAACCUCCAGUUUAUGAAUGAAACGGACUCAAGUGUGAUAGUGACCUGGACUCCGCCUCGAGCCCGGAUCGCUGGGUACCGGCUGACCGUGGGCCUGACCCGGGGAGGCCAGCCCAAGCAGUACAACGUGGGGCCCUCUGCCUCACAGUACCCGCUGAGGAAUCUGCAGCCGGGGUCCGAGUACACUGCCACCCUGGUGGCUGUGAAAGGCAACCAGCAGAGCCCCAGGGCCACUGGAGUCUUCACCACUCAGCAGCCCGGGGGCUCCAUUCCUCCUUACAACACGGAGGUGACGGAGACCACCAUUGUGAUUACAUGGACGCCUGCUCCGAGGAUCGGUUUUAAGCUGGGUGUACGACCAAGCCAGGGAGGGGAAGCCCCACGAGAAGUGACUUCAGACUCGGGAAGCAUUGUUGUGUCUGGCCUGACUCCGGGCGUGGAGUACGUGUAUACCAUCUCCGUCCUCAGAGAUGGGAAGGAGAGAGGCACACCCAUUGUCAACAAAGUGGUGACACCCGUGUCUCCACCAACCAACUUGCACCUGGAUGCAAACCCCGACACCGGCGUGCUGACGGUCUCAUGGGAAAGGAGCUCCACUCCAGACAUUACUGGGUAUAGAAUUACCACCACCCCGACAAAUGACCAGCAGGGAUAUUCUUUCGAAGAAACGGUCCAUGCAGAUCAGAGUUCCUGCACUUUUGAAAACCUGAAUCCUGGCCUGGAGUACAACGUCAGUGUUUAUACUGUCAAAGAUAACAAGGAAAGUGUCCCUAUCUCUGAUACCAUCAUCCCAGCUGUGCCUGCCCCCACGGACCUGCGAUUCACCAACGUUGGUCCAGACACCAUUCGUGUCACCUGGGCCCCACCUCCGUCCAUCGAGUUGACCAGCAUCCUGGUGCGCUACUCGCCUGUGAAAAAUGAGGAAGAUGUUGCGGAGUUGUCGAUUUCUCCGUCAGACAAUGCAGUGGUCUUAACAAAUCUCCUGCCCGGCACAGAAUACGUAGUCAGCGUCUCUAGUGUUUACGAGCAGCACGAGAGCACGCCUCUCAGAGGAAGACAGAAAACAGGUCUUGAUUCUCCAACUGGCAUUGACUUUUCUGAUAUCACUGCCAACUCUUUCACUGUCCAUUGGAUUGCUCCUCGAGCCACCAUCACUGGCUACAGGAUUCGCCAUCAUCCUGAACACGCAGGUGGACGACCUCGAGAAGAUCGAGUGCCCCCCACUCGGAAUUCCAUCACCCUCAGCAACCUCAACCCGGGCACGGAAUAUGUGGUCAGCAUUGUUGCCCUUAAUGGCAGAGAGGAAAGUCCCCCAUUGGUUGGCCAGCAAUCAACAGUUUCUGAUGUUCCGAGGGACCUGGAAGUUGUUGCCACGACCCCCACCAGCAUGCUGAUCAGCUGGGAAGCCCCUGCUGUCACCGUGAGAUACUACAGGAUCACCUAUGGAGAAACAGGAGGAAACAGCCCCAUGCAGGAGUUCACUGUGCCUGGGAGCAAGUCUACGGCUACAAUCAGUGGCCUUAAACCUGGAGUGGACUACACCAUCACCGUUUACGCUGUCACUGGCCGAGGGGACAGCCCAGCGAGCAGCAAGCCCAUUUCCAUUGAUUACCGAACAGAAAUUGACAAACCGUCCCAGAUGCAAGUGACUGAUGUUCAGGACAACAGCAUCAGUGUCAGGUGGCUGCCUCCGAGUUCCCCUGUCACUGGUUACAGAGUGACCACCGCUCCCAAAAAUGGCUUGGGACCAACAAAAACUAAAACUGCAGGUCCAGAUCAAACAGAAAUGACCAUCGAAGGCUUGCAGCCCACAAUGGAGUAUGUGGUUAGUGUCUAUGCUCAGAGUCAGAACGGAGAGAGUCAGCCUCUGGUCCAGACGGCAGUAACCAACAUUGAUCGCCCUAAAGGACUGGCAUUCACUGAUGUGGAUGUCGAUUCCAUCAAAAUUGCUUGGGAAAGCCCACAGGGGCAAGUUUCCAGGUACAGGGUGACCUACUCGAGCCCUGAGGAUGGAAUCCAUGAGCUAUUCCCUGCACCUGAUGGUGAAGAAGACACUGCAGAGCUGAAAGGCCUCAGGCCUGGUUCUGAGUACACAGUCAGUGUGGUUGCCUUGCACGAUGAUAUGGAGAGCCAGCCCCUGAUUGGAACCCAGUACACAGCCAUUCCUGCACCAACCAACCUGAAGUUCAUUCAGGUUACACCAACGAGCCUGACUGCCCAGUGGACAGCACCCAACAUUCAGCUCACUGGCUAUCGGGUGCGGGUGACCCCCAAAGAGAAGACAGGACCAAUGAAAGAAAUCAACCUUUCUCCUGAUAGCUCAUCUGUGGUUGUAUCAGGACUCAUGGUGGCCACCAAAUACGAAGUGAGUGUCUACGCCCUUAAGGACACGUUGACAAGCAUGCCAGCUUAUGGAGUUGUCAAUACUCUGGAGAAUGUCAGCCCUCCCAGAAGGGCCCGCGUGACAGAUGCCACUGAGACCACCAUCACCAUUAGCUGGAGAACCAAGACUGAGACGAUCACCGGCUUCCAGGUGGAAGCCAUGCCGGCAAAUGGCCAGACUCCCGUUCAGAGAACCAUCAGUCCGGAUGUCAGAAGCUACACCAUCACAGGUUUGCAACCCGGCACUGACUACAAGAUCUACUUGUACACCCUGAACGACAAUGCCCAGAGCUCCCCGGUCAUCAUCGACGCCUCCACUGCCAUCGAUGCACCAUCCAACCUGCGCUUCCUGACCACCACACCCAACUCCUUGCUGGUGUCAUGGCAGCCGCCAAGGGCCAAGAUCACUGGUUACAUCAUCAAGUAUGAGAAGCCUGGGUCCCCUCCCAGAGAAGUGGUCCCUCGGCCCCGCCCUGGUGUCACUGAGGCUUCUAUUACUGGUCUGGAACCGGGAACUGAGUACACAAUCCAGGUCAUUGCCCUUAAGAACAACCAGAAGAGUGAGCCUCUGAUCGGGAGGAAAAAGACAGAUGAGCUUCCCCAACUGGUAACCCUUCCACACCCCAACCUUCAAGGACCAGAGAUCUUGGAUGUUCCCUCCACAGCUCAAAAGACCCCUUCCAUCACCAAUGAGUAUGGCACCGGUAUUCAGCUUCCUGGCACUUCGGGUCAGCAGCCCAGUGUUGGGCAACAAAUGAUCUUUGAGGAGCAUGGUUUUAGGCGGACCACACCUCCCACCACGGCCACCCCUGUAAGGCAUAGGCCAGGACCGUAUGCACCGAAUGUAAAUGAGGAGAUCCAAAUCGGUCAUGUCCCCAGGGGAGACGUAGACCAUCACUUCUACCCUCACGUUCCGGGACUCAAUCCAAAUGCUUCUACAGGACAAGAAGCUCUCUCUCAGACAACCAUCUCUUGGACCCCGUUCCAGGAAAGCUCUGAGUAUAUAAUUUCGUGUCAUCCCGUUGGCACUGACGAAGAGCCCUUACAGUUCCGAGUUCCUGGAACUUCUGCUAGUGCCACACUGACGGGUCUCACCAGAGGGACCACCUAUAACAUCAUCGUGGAAGCACUGAAGGACCACCAGCGGCACAAAGUUCAGGAGAAGGUUGUCACUGUGGGCAACUCAGGCCCCAACCCGCCGACGGAUGACUCGUGCUUCGACCCCUACACGGUUUCGCAUUACGCCAUUGGAGAGGAGUGGGAGCGACUGUCCGAAUCGGGCUUUAAACUCUCGUGCCAGUGCUUAGGCUUUGGCAGUGGUCAUUUCAGAUGCGAUUCAUCUAAAUGGUGCCACGACAAUGGUGUGAAUUUCAAGAUUGGAGAGAAGUGGGACCGUAAGGGAGAAAAUGGCCAGAUGAUGAGCUGCACGUGCCUUGGAAAUGGAAAAGGAGAAUUCAAAUGCGACCCCCAUGAAACCACGUGCUAUGAUGAUGGGAAGACGUACCACGUAGGAGAACAGUGGCAGAAGGAAUAUCUCGGUGCUAUUUGCUCCUGCACAUGCUUUGGAGGCCAGCGGGGCUGGCGCUGUGACAACUGCCGCAGACCGGGGGCUGAGCCCGGUCAUGAAGGCACUCCUGGUCACUCCUACAACAACCCGUACUCUGAGAGGUACCAUCAGAACUCAAACACUAAUGUCAACUGCCCAAUCGAGUGCUUCAUGCCCUUAGACAUACAGGCCGACAUAAACGAUUCUAGGGAGUAACACUUCCAACCCAGAGCACCGAGCGUGGCUCUCUGCCGAGGCCCAUCCAGACUGGAGUGACAGGUGCAGGCCCCGCCUUAGAGUGUUUGUUUCUUUCUUAAGCCCUUCGCUCUGGAGAGUAACUUCUCCAGCUUCAGCUCGACUCACAGCUUCUCCAAGCAUCAUCAUCACCCUGGGAGUGUUUUGAGACUUUUCUCACAGAAAGGGGCAGUCCAUUGCUUGUUCUGUUCCAAAGUAUUCAAUACCGCUCAGUAUUUUAAAUGAUUCUAACUUGUGAUUUGGGAUCAGUAGGGAAGCACAUGCAACAACCCAGAUGCAAAAUGUACUGAAAUGAUAUUACCAAACUUUAAGUAGGAAAGUUACCCAAACACUUCUGCUUCCAUUUAACUGUCUGGCCCGCAAUAUCAUAGGAACGGCAUGUCCUUGUUACUGUGGUAUUGAAAAUAUCCACAGUGCUCACUUUUUCCAAAAGAUUCUAGUAAUUGCCUAGAAAUAUGUUUCUCUUACCUGUUAUUUAUCAAUUUUUCCCAGUAUUUUUAUAUGGAAAAAAAAUUGCAUUGAAGACACUAUGCAGUUGAUAAGAAGAAUUUGGGUUCUGGUUGGUGACUAUUUUUUAUACUGUACAUGCCAAAGCUUUUACUACUGUGGAAAGACAACUGUUUAAUAAAAGAUUUACAUUCCGUAA
This is a messenger RNA of Phyllostomus hastatus (greater spear-nosed bat), 8077 nucleotides long. It is a transcript of the gene FN1, whose product is annotated as fibronectin 1. Gene Ontology annotation, biological process: nervous system development; heart development; cell-substrate junction assembly. Gene Ontology annotation, cellular component: extracellular region. Bases 256 to 7392 code for a protein of 2378 amino acids. The transcript has 45 exons. NCBI's taxonomy places the organism in Eukaryota, Metazoa, Chordata, Mammalia, Chiroptera, Phyllostomidae. The record is from RefSeq and is a predicted model, not a curated record. Gene Ontology annotation, molecular function: integrin binding; proteoglycan binding.